AUGGAUACACUUGGCGCCGUUGUACACAAGGAGUUCUCCUACAUACACAUCCCCUGCGACAUCAACAGCCCUGUCAAGGUGCUGAGUUUCCAGGGGACGGAAGACAGCUUCCGCGAACAAAUCAACAAGAAUUUCACACGGGAUUCCUUGCUUCCAGAGGAGCGGCAGGGAUUUGAGAAGCACCUCAAGGAACAACUCAAGGACACCCAGGAGAAGGCAGGAGUUGAGGACAAGUCCAAAAUCAAUCUGACCGAGGAUCUUCUCAAGACCUCAAUAGAUGCUGCAGGCUCAACGUAUCAGAUAAUACCGUUGACCCUGCCAACCAAGAAAAACGGAUUCACCGCCAUCAACUGCUAUAUCGACAGUAUCGGCCGAGUAAAAAACUUGCCGACAAAUGCAAGAGCAACUAAGCUAUGUUCAACUGACGUUGCAGACAUUCGAGGAGAAUGCUUCGUGUCUAAGACAUUCGACGACGAGGACAUUUUCAAAAGGGUUGACAUGACGAUGGAAGAAUACGGUGAAUUAUUCGAAAACCCGCCAGAUCCGACGGGAAGAUGGGACAGCUCGCAGGCGCUAGCCAACAUGCUUAACCCACAGGCAGCCGGUGCGCUGACUGCUUCGGCACCUGCAAAAACGGAGCCAAUGAAGAAUUGCGAAAACUGCAAAAAGGAGGAGACCAAACAGGAACCGCUGAAAAUAUGUUCACGCUGCAAAAAGGUUACGUACUGCUCCGUACAGUGCCAAAAGGAGGACUGGAGAUUCCACAAGCGUAUUUGUAAUGCGGCAUAA
This is a messenger RNA of Babesia ovata, 789 nucleotides long. RefSeq names its product MYND finger domain-containing protein. Gene Ontology annotation, biological process: regulation of transcription by RNA polymerase II. Gene Ontology annotation, molecular function: DNA-binding transcription factor activity, RNA polymerase II-specific. The transcript has 5 exons. Bases 1 to 789 code for a protein of 262 amino acids. Gene Ontology annotation, cellular component: nucleus. The record is from RefSeq and is a predicted model, not a curated record. NCBI's taxonomy places the organism in Eukaryota, Apicomplexa, Aconoidasida, Piroplasmida, Babesiidae.